Molecule: messenger RNA, 786 nt
Organism: Limulus polyphemus (Atlantic horseshoe crab)
Lineage: Eukaryota; Metazoa; Arthropoda; Merostomata; Xiphosura; Limulidae
Product: lachesin-like
Exons: 4
Cellular component (GO): neuron projection
Source: RefSeq, a predicted model, not a curated record
AGGUGUCGUGGAUCCACAUCGACAGGCACAUGCUCCUAACUCUACACGACACUGUGAUUACUAGAAAUCCACGCUUCCAUAUUAAUCACAAUGGACAUAGCACGUGGGUCCUUCACAUCACUGACGUCAGACAAGAAGAUCAAGGCCAGUAUAUGUGUCAAAUUAAUACAAACCCCAUGAUCAGCCAGAGUGGAUACGUGAGAGUAGUAGUUCCACCAAAAAUCGACGAAGGAAAAACAAGCUCUGAUGAAGAAGUUAAAGAAGGAAGUCACGUAACUUUACAAUGUCGUGCAUCCGGGAUACCUACUCCUAAUAUUACCUGGAGGAGAGAAGACAACAAAGAAAUUAUUUUAGGACGAAAAAAAGUUACCAAGGUGGUUGGAAAUUCACUAACAAUAAACAACGUCAAGAGAACCCACAUGGGGGCCUACCUGUGUAUUGCUUCUAACCAAGUACAGCCUUCUGUUAGUAAACGUAUAGUUCUUAGUGUGAAGUUCUCGCCUAUGAUCUGGACAAAAAAUGAAGUAGUCGGGGCAGCUGUAGGGACGAGUGUGACCCUGGAGUGUCAUCUGGAGUCUUAUCCUUCCUCCGUGACCUACUGGAAGAGGAACAGGAAUAAUAUAAUCAUCUCAGAUUCUAAGCAUGAUGUGAUGCCAGUAGAGAUUGACCUCUAUAAAGUGGAGAUGAGGUUAAGAAUACGAGAGGUUGACCACGACGACUUCGGCUCUUAUAGUUGUCAUGCCAAGAAUUCUCUGGGAGAGGUAGAAGCCUCCAUUAAACUACACG